Molecule: messenger RNA, 1016 nt
Organism: Psammomys obesus (fat sand rat)
Lineage: Eukaryota; Metazoa; Chordata; Mammalia; Rodentia; Muridae
Gene: Pthlh
Product: parathyroid hormone like hormone
Exons: 4
Coding region: 51-578 (175 amino acids)
Biological process (GO): bone mineralization; osteoblast development; adenylate cyclase-activating G protein-coupled receptor signaling pathway
Cellular component (GO): extracellular region
Molecular function (GO): hormone activity; peptide hormone receptor binding
Source: RefSeq, a predicted model, not a curated record
GGAGAGGCACGCUCGGAGGCGCCCUCGCGAGUCCCGGCGGCGGCGGCACGAUGCUACGGAGGCUGCUCCAGCGCUGGAGCGUGCUGCUGUUCCUGCUCGGCUGCGCCGUGCCCUCCCGCGGGCGCUCGCUGGAGGGGCUCGGCCGCAGGCACAAGCGCGCGGUGUCGGAGCACCAGCUGCUGCACGACAAGGGCAAGUCCAUCCAGGACCUCCGCCGCCGCUACUUCCUGCACCACCUGAUCGCCGAGAUCCACACGGCCGAGAUCAGAGCUACCUCGGAGGUGUCCCCCAACUCCAAGCCUGCGCCCAACACCAAAAACCACGCCGUGCGGUUCGGCUCAGACGACGAGGGCCGGUACCUCACUCAGGAGACGAACAAGGUGGACACUUACAAAGAGCAGCCGCUCAAGACGCCCGGGAAGAAGAAGAAGGGCAAGCCGGGCAAGCGCAAGGAGCAGGACAAGAAGAGGCGAAGGACGCGGGCGGCCUGGCCGGGCACAGCCGCGAGCGGCCUGCUGCAGGACCCCCGGCCUCACACCUCCAGGACCUCGCUGGAGCCGAGCUCAAGGACGCAUUGAAACUUUCAUCGCAGAUCUUCCAAGGACACGUUACAGGAUUUUGUAAUAGUAAACACAUGGAAAGUAUUAGACAUAUUUAUUGCCUGUACACACUGUAAAUGCGCUGGGACCCGACUGUCUCCCCAGGAACUGCACAUUGCUCAUGUGAAUAUGUUUUCUUUGUUGCCAAGGCUAAUCCAAUUAUUAUUGUCACUGUUGCCGUAAUUUAUUUUGUCAACUGAUGUAUUUAUUUGUAAAUGUAUCUCGGUGCUGCUGACUCUGUUUUUUGUAACAUAAUGCACUUUAGGUAUACAUAUCAAGUACAUUGAGGAAUUUAACUCAAAAAGGUGUCUCUAUGUCGUGGUUGAUUUAAUGAGUGCUGAAAUAUAAUUAUCUAGACUGAGUUCCUUCUGUGCAUGUAAAAAUGGCGGUAUUUUAAAUUUGUAAAGAAAUGUCUAA